CCGGAGAUACGGGAGGCCCAGCUUCUUACAAAAACCCACCUCAGCCCGGCCCACGUACAUUGUUCAAGUCACCGGAAUGCUGGUGCCUCCAGCAUCAAGCAGCUGGAAUGAGUGGCAUUCGAAGAAUCCAAUCGAGUCCAGGGUGCCCCUUUUUUUUUUAUCUCUCGAGUCCAGGAUUUCCCUGACAGCUCGCCAAUUCGGCCAACUCAGACCUGCGGAUACCACAUACGUGUACUUUCUCAGGCAAAAAUAUUUAAAUCCGUCUGCCUCGCUCAACCGGCAUCAUUCGUACCAAGGACUCUUUUCGCCACGAGGAUAAACGGCCCCUCGCAGCCCUGGAUUGCCCCUCCACCAUCUCGAAGUCAAUGGUUCCGGUGGCACAAGCGACGCGUGUGCGCCAAAAUAGAAACAAAAAGUUCUUGGCGCGGGCAACUCGUGGUUCUAUCCAAGGACUUGCAGAAGACCCUAAGCCGCAGGCAUCGGCAAAACCCAUCGCGAAGUCCCUGAGGUUGGAGAGCACCAGUCGGCUGACCUUCGUGGUGCUCGCGGGUUUACGCUGGGAGACGCGCGCGCGCAAUUCAUCCCAUGCCGACGUAGUGAGGAAGGGAAAUUUCCACCGCAACAUGCACCCAUGUGUGACCGCAGCGGUUCGUCCAAAAUUAUGUAGCAUGCCUCCGUCUGAAAGACCAGUCAGGCACCAUUGGAUUUUACCCCUCCCAGGCUAUUUUAUACCGUCGGGAACUGGAAUUUUGGGCUGUUUGAUUCGCAGAACCCUUGCUGGGCCGUUUAUUUUGCUUUUGUUGGGCCCCAUCUGGAAUAUCGCGGCUCUACAAUCCUCUGGUGACCAUAGAGUACUGCUUAAUGAAAUUGUCUAGCACGCGGCUUUGCGUUG
Molecule: messenger RNA, 892 nt
Organism: Coccidioides immitis RS
Lineage: Eukaryota; Fungi; Ascomycota; Eurotiomycetes; Onygenales; Onygenaceae
Exons: 2
Coding region: 366-875 (169 amino acids)
Source: RefSeq, a predicted model, not a curated record